CAAUGCUUGGUAGACUCAUGGAAUAAACAAGAUGAGUCAAAAGGGAGAGGCUUCCAUUUUGUAGAUUUUGGGAAUGGAGAUCCAAAUGAUGAUACGUGUGGGAUCUGUGGAGAUGGGGGAGAUCUGAUCUGUUGCGAUGGUUGCCCAUCUACGUUUCACCAGAGCUGCUUAGAUAUAAAAAAGUUCCCUUCCGGUGACUGGCAUUGUGUUUAUUGCACCUGCAAAUUUUGUGGAAUGGUCAAUGUGGCUACAUGUCAAAGGGAUGCUGAUGACAAUAUUGCCCAGUCUACCUUAUGCAUUUGCUGUUUAUGCGAAGAAAAAUAUCACCCGUCGUGCAUCCAAGAGGAAGAUGCUGCAAAUGAUAAUCAAAGUAGGAUGUCUUAUUGUGGAAAGAAAUGUCAAGAGUUAUUUGAGAAACUGCAUGCACUCUUUGGGGUAAAACAUGAACUGCAAGAUGGUUUCUCUUGGGCUUUUCUCCACCGAUCUGAUAUUGACUCAGACUUUUCUCCAAGUGAAGUUUCUCGAGAGAUUGAAUGCAAUUCCAAACUAGCUGUUGCAAUGUUUGUAAUGGACGAAUGCUUCUUGCCUCUUCUCGACCACAGAAGUGGGACUAAUUUGCUUCAUAAUAUUGUCUAUAGUUUCGGGUCAAACUUUAACCGGCUGAAUUAUACUGGUUUUUUCACUGCAAUUCUUGAGAGGGGUGAUGAGAUUGUUGCUGCAGCAUCCAUUAGGAUCCACGGCAAUCAGUUAGCAGAGAUGCCAUUUAUUGGGACACGCUAUAUGUAUAGACGUCAGGGGAUGUGCCGUCGGCUGCUUAAUGCUAUUGAACAUGCUCUCUGCUCUCUAAACGUUGAGAAAUUGGUGAUUCCUGCAAUUUCGGAGUUGUCAGAAACAUGGACUUCGGUUUUUGGUUUCAAGCCCCUUGAAGCAUCAAGCAAGCGAAAAAUGAAGAACAUGAAUUUGUUAGUGUUUCCUCGUGUAGAUAUGUUGCAGAAAUCACUGCUAAAAAAUCCUGAUGGCUCCUGGAACAGUGAACUGAAGGAGGAUCAGAACAUGAGUAAGGUGGCAGCUAGUUCCGAUCAGAGAUGUUCUUUAGGCUUCGAUUUAAAUGUACCUGGUGAGAGUGAUGCUUGCUCACAGAAGAGCAAUGCUGGAAGUUCUGCUGCAGAGUCCUGUUUGCAGCCUCUUGAUUGCCCCUGCAAUGGGUCAUCAAAUGUAGCAGAGGAAACUGUCAACGACCCUGAAUCUGAUAAGGAUAUAAAAUGUCUUGCUCAAAUAUGUGCAGCUUGUGAAAUGCCAGAUGGAAUAGAUAAAAGCAUUCUGAGUCCUGGAGAUCAGGUGUGUAAUACCCAUGAACAGAGUGAAACUACUGAUGAAUCCUAUGGUGCUGUUUCUGUUCCCAUGGUGAAUGAAAGAAAUGGCAAAAGUCUCUCCGACGACGACAAUCCAGCGCCCUUUUCUGAUAAAAUCAACCUGGAUCGACCUCAGGAACUGAGUUUGAAAGCUUCUGGUGAGAAUACUGUUAUCCGUGAUUGUGGUUCAGAGGCUACUGAUUUUAUAGCUUCUGUUAACCAAAAUUGCCAUUCCUCUUGUGGGCCAUCUGGUGAUACUGGCACAGGGCCAGGUUUCUCACCUUGCACCGACAAUGGAAUCUGCACAUCCGCAGUGGUUAAGUCAUGUCUUGAGAUUGCCGUGGAUAAUGUCUGUGUCCCAAAAGUAGAAUUAAGUAAAGAUGCAAUCUCUGAUGAUCCUAAGAGGAAUACAAAUCUUCAAGCGACUUCGGAUCUCACUGUCAGGAUGGUUGUACAAAUGUCAUGCAGAAUUCUGGGAGCAAUUCGAGCUCCGUAUCAGGCGUGGCCCUUCAUUGUGCAUCCGGUGGGGGCUAACUCAUGGCGGUACCGAGGUUUAGAGUGGCAUCGAGGGUUUGUGUAUUUUGAACCUCAUCCUUUGGCGCAUUGUAAAUGGAAACGGGUAAGUUGGUUUACUACGCCCGAAUCCUAAAUGGGUAAGUCAGUUUUACCGAUGGGUAUUAUAAAUUAUGACUUUAGAAGAAGCUGGGCAUCUUGGAUUUGAGGCCGGUGAGCCCAAAUGCAUUAUCUUCUCAACACCAUGGACAGGGAAGGAAAGGUGGGUAUGAAUCUCAAGAAGAAAAGUCUGCUUUUUUGCUUUCCAUCUCCCAUCCAUUAAUGUUCUUUAAAGCCCAAUUUAUUCACCCAUUUAUUACGAAUUUAAGAAACCCAACUGGUA
Molecule: messenger RNA, 2247 nt
Organism: Carica papaya (papaya)
Lineage: Eukaryota; Viridiplantae; Streptophyta; Magnoliopsida; Brassicales; Caricaceae
Source: RefSeq, a predicted model, not a curated record